AUGAUUCGGACCAUAUUUGCUUGCCUCAAUGGAAAAGCAUCACAUAAAAAAUCUAAAGUAGAGCCACUGGAAGUCACAAAACCUGUUUAUAGAGAUGAGUUAACCAAAAAACAAAGGCCAAGGAAGGCAGGGAAGAAAACUGUCCGGUUUGCAGAAUCAGAACCUACCAUUUUGGGAGAAGAUGGUGAGAAGGAGUUUGAGAAAACAAGAAGUGUUAGUGGUAAUGAAGUGGGAGAAAAAGAAGGGAUAAGAGUGAGGAUUAAAUUGACAAAAGAAGAAGCUGCACGGUUCCUAUCAAAAUGCAACAGAGGAGUUCUUGAAUUCGAGGAUGUUGCUCGUGAGCUUGUGUUGAUCCCAGUUAAUCGAGUUAGCAUUGUGUCCGAUGGCACAAUCAAUUUGUAG
This is a messenger RNA of Glycine soja, 402 nucleotides long. RefSeq lists its product as uncharacterized. Bases 1 to 402 code for a protein of 133 amino acids. The record is from RefSeq and is a predicted model, not a curated record. Lineage: Eukaryota; Viridiplantae; Streptophyta; Magnoliopsida; Fabales; Fabaceae. The transcript has a single exon.